Messenger RNA from Scatophagus argus, 1673 nucleotides. RefSeq names its product steroidogenic acute regulatory protein (gene star). Gene Ontology annotation, cellular component: mitochondrion; mitochondrial intermembrane space. Bases 199 to 1059 code for a protein of 286 amino acids. The record is from RefSeq and is a predicted model, not a curated record. NCBI's taxonomy places the organism in Eukaryota, Metazoa, Chordata, Actinopteri, Scatophagidae. Gene Ontology annotation, molecular function: cholesterol transfer activity; cholesterol binding. Gene Ontology annotation, biological process: intracellular cholesterol transport; regulation of steroid biosynthetic process; steroid biosynthetic process. The transcript has 7 exons.
CAUUUGAACAGUGAGGUGAUGUGUGUGUUCAUCUGCGUGGUGAUAGCACUGUGGCCUUGUGGGCUGCACUCAUAUAUAAGCAGCACUUUCAAAAGUCAACAGAACAGAAAUCCAAGUCCUCUCCACAGCGCUGUCAGCCGAUUUACAGCAAUCUUUGCAGUUUUCCAGCUCUCCUAAAGCUCCUGUAACAAACACAAAAUGCUGCCUGCAACCUUCAAACUGUGUGCUGGCAUCUCCUACCGGCAUAUGAGGAACAUGACAGGUUUGAGGAGGAACGCCAUGGUGGCCAUUCACCACGAGCUGAACAGAUUGGCAGGCCCGAGUCCCAGUAACUGGAUCAGCCAAGUCCGCCGACGGAGCUCCCUCCUCAGUUCUCGGAUCGAAGAGGAGGAGGUGUACAGCGAGGAGGAGAUGUCUUACCUGAAACAAGGCGAGGAAGCUCUGCAGAAGGCCAUUAGCAUCCUCAGCAAACAGGACGGCUGGACAGUCGAAACUGUGGCUGCAAACGGAGACAAAGUCCUGAGUAAGACGCUGCCUGACAUCGGAAAGGUGUUCAAGCUGGAAGUGAUGUUGGAUCAACAUCCUGACAACCUUUACGAAGAGCUCGUUGGAAAUAUGGAGCAAAUGGGGGAGUGGAACCCCAGUGUCAAACAAGUUAAGAUCCUGCAAAGGAUCGGCCAGGAAACAAUGGUUACCCAUGAGAUGUCUGCAGACACGCCUGGCAAUGUGGUCGGACCGAGAGACUUCGUCAGCGUUCGCUGUGCCAAGCGUCGGGGCUCCACCUGCUUCCUGGCUGGGAUGUCCACUCAGCACCCGAAAAUGCCUGAGCAGAGAGGCGUGGUCAGAGCGGAGAAUGGACCUACCUGUAUAGUCAUGAAGCCCUGUGCUGAAGACCCAAAUAAGACCAAGUUCACCUGGUUACUAAAUAUAGAUCUAAAGGGCUGGAUCCCGAAGACUAUCAUAAACAAAGUGCUGUCUCAGACGCAGGUGGACUUUGCCAACCACCUCAGGCAAAGGAUGGCUAAUAAUGUUUCCAUGGAGAUGGCUCACGCCUGCUGACACGAGACGCCUCUUGAGCUUUUGGCACAGUGGAAGGAGAGCAACCCCGACUCAUUAAAAAACAAAUCACCGAGCACAUCUGCUUGUAACUGCUGAAAAAAUAUGAAAAUCCAGAGAGCAUUAAGGAGAUCAGAUGAAGAUGACGCUUUUAGAGAAAUCUGGGCUCAGAUGUUGGUUUCAGUUGGCUAACGUCUGUGUGUGUGUGUGUGUGUUUUUCUUGCCCCUCUUAAUAGAAAAUCUGUCCUGAUUUUGCAUCUUACACACUCGAGUGCCUUGAUUGUUUGUGACACGUUCGUCCUCAUCACUCCACCCCACCUUGGCAGACCCACCGAGUCCGUAUGCGAGCAGUAAAACCUGUACCACACUGUGUGUUGUUUCCCUCUGGUAACUGCUGUGAACUUGCACUUUCGUGUCAGUGUUUUAUUUAUUUGAUUUACCGAUUACACUGCAAUGACGGCCAAGUGCAUAAACGAUUGUAAUGUCAGUGGUAUUUAUGUCUUUUUUUUUGUUGCUUUUAUCAUGCUGUUGGAGAACAAGAAAAGCUGUCAGGAUAAUGAUUGAUCUGCCUUUCUCGGGUGCAUGAUAACAUAAAUAAAAGCUCAUAAUCCGAAGGU